This is a messenger RNA of Solanum tuberosum (potato), 906 nucleotides long. RefSeq lists its product as uncharacterized. The transcript is spliced from 2 exons. The coding region runs from base 5 to 622 and encodes 205 amino acids. The record is from RefSeq and is a predicted model, not a curated record. NCBI's taxonomy places the organism in Eukaryota, Viridiplantae, Streptophyta, Magnoliopsida, Solanales, Solanaceae.
UGAGAUGGGAGAUAUUAAAGUUACUCGUGCAAAUCAAGAGAAACAUAUAUCUUCAUCAUCGUCUAGUGAAUUAUCAGAUCAAUGCGAGGAAUUACAACGUUUAGAGGAUGCACCACCUUUUUGGAGGAACCCUAAUAAGAAGUUAUCAAAGCAACUUUCCAUGUGUGAGAUUCCACGUGACAUUGCAUGGGAAAAACGACGUCGUCAAUUUCUUCAUCAAGAGAGGAAAAAGAAUAUUAUUGGAAAUACUCAAGACGUUGAUGCAUAUAUAACUGAUGAGGAUUUGAAUGAACUUAAAGGUUGCAUAGAUUUAGGAUUUGGAUUUAAUGAAGAAGAAGGGCAAAGGUUAUGUAACACCUUGCCCGCACUUGAUCUUUAUUUCGCGGUGAAUCGUCAGUAUUUAACUAGCCCAAUCUCUUCACCGGGUAGCAAUAAAGGGUCAAUGUCAUCUCCGGGUUCAUUGAAUUCUCUCGGAGGAAGGUCAUCCUCUUUUGGAAGCCCUAGGAGUGAUCACGUUGAUGCAUGGAAGAUUUAUAGCCCAGGUGAUGAUCCUCAACAAGUUAAGACAAAGUUGAGGCAUUGGGCGCAGGCAGUGGCUUGUUCUGUCAAGCAGUCUUAUUGAAGUUGAAAGGGUGGUGAUGAAAUUAAACACCAUGUUCUGACUAUGUUUUCUAUUCAAAGAAAUUAAUUUCCUCUUUCAUCGUAUUCACCGAUUCAGACCUUGUAUUUGAAAUAUAGUCAUGACUUUUAAUUUGCGGAUGGACUGAGACUCAUGCGCCAAAUGAUCAAAACAGAGCUACAUAGUUGUAGGCGGUCAAUUUCACCACUAGUUAUGUUGAUUCUCAAUUUAGUUAAUUGAGGCAACAAGGAUUUAAGUUACAUACAGUAUUGAUAUGUAAAUAAUUU